AUGGAGGAAUUGCUCCCGAGCACUCUGCAGUGUGGCCCGGCGGGCACCACCCAACCGCUCCCAGUAGAGCUCUUCGAUGCACUGGCCUCAGCGCAGCCCGAGCGCGAUGCCGUCUGCUCCGACGAUCCCGCCCACGGCUCCUGGACCCUAGCGACCUUGAGGCGCCGGGCACGCUUGUUGGCCAGUGCGAUCCUGUCGCGGCUUCGUGCUGACCAGAGGCCGCUCGACGACGCUCUUGUCGCUGUGUGCUUGCCUCGAGGCCCUGCGCUGCCGGUGGCUCUCCUGGCGGUCUGGUACGCGGGCGCCGCGUACGUUCCUCUGGAGCCCUCUCAGCCAGUCGCCCGCCUCCGCUUUCUCCUCGAAGACUCGCAGGCGCGCCUCCUCAUCGCAGAGCGGAGAACGGAGCCCAAGGACCUCGCCGCCUUUUCCAGCGCGACGUUGAGGCUUCUGUGGCCCAGCGGUGAGCUGGAGGAGGACUCCAAGGCACCCUUCCCCGAACCUGCCGCGGAGGCCCCAGGCGACUUGGCCUAUGUGAUCUACACCUCGGGAUCCACAGGCAAACCAAAAGGUGUUCGAGUUGCCACUGGAGCUGUGACGAACGUGCUGCAUGCGUUUGAAGACAUGGUUCGAAAGGGCGCUGCGAGCGAGGACGACGUGCUCGUGGCUGUCACGACCUUCUGCUUCGAUAUCUCCGUGUUGGAGAUGUUCUGGCCGCUGUGCUACGGAUUUCGUCUCGUCCUUUGCUCGGCGGCCACGGCCCGCAGCGGCAGGAGUCUCGAGGCGCUGCUGUCGUCAAGGCGGCCCGAGCCCAGGCAGGGGCGGCUCAUCUUUCAGGCGACGCCAACAAGCUUUCGCUCCCUCCUUCAAGCAGGCUGGAAAGGCGGCGAGAACGUCGCUGCAGUCUGUGGCGGGGAGGCUUUUUCAGGGCAGCUGGUCCUCCCGCUCUCGCAGCUUUGUGGCGCCGGAGUUUGGAAUGCUUAUGGCCCCACUGAGACGACGAUCUGGUCGGCAGCACAUCGGCUUCGAGGCGACGAAGUCGUGGUACCCAUCGGCAGAGCCCUUCCAGGAACGAAGCUUCUUCUGCUACCGGAGAAAGGCUCGCUGGCUUUCCUUUCCUUGAGAG
This is a messenger RNA of Symbiodinium sp. CCMP2592, 1123 nucleotides long. NCBI's taxonomy places the organism in Eukaryota, Dinophyceae, Suessiales, Symbiodiniaceae. The record is from the annotation of a GenBank genome assembly.